Messenger RNA from Dreissena polymorpha, 1809 nucleotides. RefSeq names its product sodium-coupled monocarboxylate transporter 1-like. Gene Ontology annotation, molecular function: symporter activity. The transcript has a single exon. The record is from RefSeq and is a predicted model, not a curated record. Gene Ontology annotation, biological process: sodium ion transport; transmembrane transport. Gene Ontology annotation, cellular component: membrane. Bases 1 to 1809 code for a protein of 602 amino acids. NCBI's taxonomy places the organism in Eukaryota, Metazoa, Mollusca, Bivalvia, Myida, Dreissenidae.
AUGGCGUUCACGUUCUCAAUACCGGAUUAUGUGGUGUUCAUAAGCACUGUCGUUGCUUCCUUCCUAAUCGGAGUUUUCUUCGGUUUCUGGGAAAAACGAAACAAACACGACACGCCAGACGACUAUUUUCUGGCCGGUCGUCGUACGAAAACGAUCCCGGUUACGAUCUCGUUCGUCGUCACGUUUCAGUCGUCUAUUAUGGUUCUCGCGUUUCCAGCCGAAGGCUACGUGUACGGCAUGAUAUAUUUGUUUAUGGCGCUAAGCGGCAGCAUAGCGUACGUUUUCUCCGCUUAUUUUGUUGUUCCGGUCUUUCAUCCUCUAAAGCUGACCAGUAUCUACCAAUACCUGAAUCUGCGUUUCGGUGACAACGUUUUGCGCUACGUGUGUAUGGUUAUCGGCGUUGUGUAUUACCUGUUCUACAUGGGUACCGUCACUUACGGCACAAGUGUUGCCCUCGAGGUCGUCAUGGGUAUCCCCUACUACGCUACGAUCAUCGGAUACGUGGUCAUAACGACCAUCUAUACGUCUAUCGGCGGGAUUAAAGCCGUCAUAUGGACGGACGUGUUUCAGUUCUGCAUCAUGACUACGGGAUUCAUCGCCAUCGUUGCGAAGGGAACCAUAGACGCCGGCGGCCCGGGCGCUGUCGUGAGAACGAACCGUUUUGACGUCAACGAGUUCCGGUUAGAUCCCCGGAUCCGCUACACAUUCUGGAACCUCUCCAUCGGAAGCAUUAUUUUUUGGUUGUACUACAGUUAUAGCCAAGCCGCCAUGCAGCGGGUAUUUUCAGUCCCUACUGUAAAAGCGGCGCGAAACCUUUACCUCAUCUGCAACCCCCUGUACAACAUGAUCGUCAUCAUGGCGGUAUUGGAGGGCGGCGUAAUAUUUGCGUACUACUUGGCUAAGGGAUGUGACAUCUACGCCGGUGGCAUCAUUGAUAACGUAAAUGCAAUCGUUCCGUUCACAAUUAUGGAACUCUUUAACAACCAUCCGGGGCUCCCUGGCUUGUUCAUAGCCGCUCUCUCAAGCGCCGCAUUCAGCACACUCUCUUCUUGUUUAAGCAGCCUUUCCGCUAUAACAUACGAAGACGUUAUCAAGGUUCGAAACCCAAACAUCGAGCCAGCGUACGCGACGAAGCUGUCGAAGAUUGUGACGCUUGUAUUCGGAGCUGUGGCAAUGGGGAUCUCCUUCCUGAUUUCAAUUCUUCCGGGCUCAAUUCAGGCCAUCUCACAAAGUAUAUUCGCCUGCAUGGACGGACCAAUGUGUAUGAUCUUCAUCCUGGCGCCCAUGUACCGGCGCGCGACAACAAAGGGGCUCCUCAUCGGUGCCGCUUCCGGUAUGGUGGUGGUCAUGUGGCUGAACAUGGGUAAACUUUUCAGCGGGCUGCCGCCAGAUCCGACCAAGCCGGCGGGACCGACGCACAACUGUGAUAUUUACCGCAACAUCAACGUAACUUCAUCCGUCGCCGCUCAAAUGUACUCAAACUCUACAAACGCUGUAUACUAUCUUGUCAACACGACGACGGCAACGGCGUUAACUACAACCGUUGUUCCAGAAAAGACGGUCUUGCAGGAGAUAUACAGCGUCUCAUACUGUUGGUUCUCCAUGACAGGAUUCAUUAUCUCGAUGAUUGUGGGUAUGAUCGCCAGUCGGCUCACGGAGCCACCGAAACACAUUGACAGCAGGUGUUUAUUCAGUUUCCAGAAGCAUAUCCGGGAAGAGUUGUUCGGACAGAAGAAAUCGGACAGUGACAGCGCGAGUGGAGAGCACGAAGAGGAAAUGAAGUUUAUUCAGAAGCCUGGUGUUCACUGA